Molecule: messenger RNA, 4686 nt
Organism: Polistes dominula (European paper wasp)
Lineage: Eukaryota; Metazoa; Arthropoda; Insecta; Hymenoptera; Vespidae
Cellular component (GO): membrane
Source: RefSeq, a predicted model, not a curated record
AUGGCUUUUUUCCAAUUGGUACUGAAAGCUCAUCGUUUGGAAAAACUUCGUCGUUCAUACGAGUUGGAAAAAUUGCGAUCGAUCGAGCUUACGAAAGGUGCUAAAAGUUUAACUUGGAGUCAAAGAUUUCGUCGAAAAAAAUUGCGAUUGAAAAGAAAAGUGAAAAACUUUUGGAAAAGUGUAACAAGUUUUCCGGAAGAUUCGUGGUUUCAGAAAAAAGCUGUUUUAUUGUGUACCAAUGGUACCUUUGAAAAUUACAUAUUAAAAAGUAUAUUUGGAUUUUUCGGUGGUAUCUUUCUCACAUAUUUAUUCUUCUUGUUUUUUGUUGUACAAUUAAAUUUUUCAUUAACAUCGGCAACACUAUUAUGCUCGAUUAUUGGAGUAAUAUUAACUCUGGGAUUAUCAUUUUUUUCUGGAGUUCGAUGCGUUGUAUUUUUAUUAUUACCACAAUUUUUUUCAAAACGUGGCAGACAAGCACUGAUCGCAUACGCUUUUAUUUUAACACUAACUGGACCAGGAAAAAAUGUAUUAAGAAAUGUAAGCGUACUUACGGAAUCUUUGGUCUGUGGUCAGGAACAAUUGAAAGAAGCUGUUAAAUCCGUUUUGGAUAUAUUAAAGGAACCGUUUUAUGCUUUGAAAGAAGCUAUCAUGAAAGUAGUCAAAGCAGUGAGAAUUAUCGUAUCGAGGAUUAAAAAAACUUUCAUUGCAAUAAAAAGACUCGUUCUUAGUAUAAUCAAAGUAAUAACCGCAGUAUUUCAAUGGCUGGGUAGUGUAGUGAACAUAUGUAACAAAAAAUUAGGCACACCUUUCGAAAGAUGUCAAAGAGUUUUCGAAGGUGCCGUUGCCGAUUGUCGAGCCAAACUUGGCCCAUUUUUUGGUGGAAUUUGUGAUCUCGCGUAUAUCGUGAGUGUCAUUUGUUGGAUCGUUAAACCAUUAGAUUUUAUUUGUAUGUUAGUUUCAUACAUAGCCGAUACUAUAGUUGGUGCAGUAAAAAAAAAAAUAAGAAAAUUUACUCGACACAUGAAAACGAUGUUUUACGUAAAAGUCAAAUUUUCUCAUUCGUUUCAUUUUGUAACAAAUAAAACUAAAACUAUUCACGAAAUAUCUACAGACAUUGCAGCUGAAAUUAAUUCAAGAACAGAAAGAUUUAUUGCAGUUUUCGAUUGGGUCAAUUGUUUAACAGCUUUCUUUAUAUUUUUCAUGUUACUCAGAGUGUUGCAUUAUCGACAUAAAUGGUUAACUAGCGAAAGAUUUGACAAUAGAUAUAUUACAGAUGAUAUUCGUACGAUUGAUUUGAUAAGAGCAAAACAAGAUAAGGAAACGAUAUUACCAUUGAAUCAUCGUGAAAGAAAUCGUUAUGUAUCUGUCACGUCUAUUAGAUUAAUUAAAAUAGAAAGAAUUAAAUUAGCAAAAUCAGCAAUAUUUUUAUCUUUAUCUACUAUGAAAAUUUGUAUGCAUAUUGUUUCUGAUUACAGUCUUUAUUGGAUACUCAAUUUAAUUAGAUAUCAUGGUCGUAUCGAAACACAGAUAGAUCAGCCAAAUUCUGUUGGAGUAUACGUUUCAGGAACAGGUUUUCUUGCUGAAUUAUACAGAAGUAUUGUUAAAGCAUUUACACCACAUAUCAAAGAUAUCGAAAUAAGUUCAGUUCCGUGUUUACCUGAUCCAAUACCACCUAAUUACGAUGGAUAUAUCAGAAUUUUAUCUUUGGUAUUUUUUUGUUGGAUUAUGACAAUUUUUGAACCUUAUAGUCUUCGAUUGAGACAGAUUGUAAUGUGUCAGUAUCAUCCUGACAGAGCAAAACAACGUGCUACUUGGCUUUACAAUCACAUAAUGCGUUCAAGAGGUAGUUUUGUUAAAUACGCUAGACGACAAUUACGUAGAAAAUAUAGUAUCAGUGGUGAUACCAUAGAAAGGAUUACGUUGAAGCAACGUUUUAUGGCAAUUUGUCCAUUUUUAAAAUUAUGCUUUCCACAAAAGGAAGAAACAUGUUUAUUGUGUGGUGCUGUUAAAUAUGACGACAAUACUCACGUUAAAUGUCCAACACCAGGUUGCAUUGGAUUAUUUUGUUUAGAAUGUUUUAAGGAUUUACAAAAUAUUUGUACGAUUUGUCAAUCGCCAUUGGAAUACGGUGAUUUAUCGGAUAUGAGCGAGGAAAUACAAUAUGUAGGAGAACAAACUGAUGAAAAAGAAUUCGAAGAUUCCGAUGAAACCAGUUCUACUUCAACUUAUUCUUACAGUUACCAAGAUGAUUUGACCCGAGAACCAGAAAUUUGUCAACGAAAAUUACCAUUCAAAGAUUUGGAAGCUCAAAAAAUACGAGAUGACGUUACCAUUCAGAUAUUUAACGAUCCAAUUGCUAAAAGUAUAACAUUGAGCAGUGAUACAACACCAUCUUGUUUCGUUGUAAGAGCACAUAGAAAAGUUCGAAGUAGAUUAAAGAAAAAACCACGUACUUUGUUUCCAUGUGAUGAUAGUAAUUCGUCAAGUUCAUUAACAAAUUCUGAAUAUUGUCCAAGCGAGGAAAUAAAUGAGGAUGAAGUGAUACACAUUGAAUUAACGAAUGAUGAUGGUUCCAGAGAAUUAUUAAUUAAAAAUAAAUAUGAAAGUAAAGGACAAAAUCGGGUUAAACAAAUAAUUGCAGCAUUGACCAAAAUUCCAUGGCUUGGUAGUAGCGGAAGAAAAGGAUUGCAACCACGUAGACAAUCAUUGAUCAAACGAAUAAUUAAAAUGUUGAACGUUAAAGGUAGAUCAAAUUCACCUGUACAAACUUACAGACGUAUAAAAUGUAAAAGAAAACAUUUGGAAGAAAUAUUAUCGUCAACGUCAACGUUAAGUGACGAUAAUGACGGAUCUUAUUUAAUAAAUAAAAAUCAAGCGAAAAAAUGUAUACUCAAAUCAAGAAGAACUCAUCGUAACAUUGAAUGGGAGGAUCCUGAGGAUAUAAUUCAUGCUAAAAAUGAUAAAAAAGGAAAGAUUCUUUAUUCCACUCGUAAAGUGGAUGAUAAUAAUUGGCAAUAUCCUUGUGAAACAAAAUUUAUUACAAAAGAUUUACCAAGACAUUUAGAACCAAUUUCAAAGUGUGUGUCUUAUUAUGAAAUCGAUGAAACUGGGGAUUCACAAUCAUCUUGUAAAUGUGUUCGUAAAGGAAAUGACAUUAACAUUUUAUCCGAUGCAAGAACGUCAUCUAACAGUCGAAAAACUGAUACGUGGAAUAUCAUUGAAACCGAUCAAGUUACAGUGGAAGAUGAAGAAGAAACAAAGAAAAAAAAAUUGUAUCGUGUUAAAGAUAAGAUGAAGAAAAAAUUAGAUAAGAAAAAGAAUAUUAAUCAAACUCGAAAGAAAACUAUUGACAAAGUUGACACAGGAACUGAUCCUUUGGAUUAUGACAAAGCAGUACAAACGAAAAUAGUAAAACGUAGAAACAAACGAACUAAUGAACGUAAGAAAUCUGGAAAAUUGAAUAAAAUUAAUGACAAUUUAAAAACCAGAUUUACAGAAUCGAAAGAACAAAGAUGGAAAAAAUGUAUCGAGGAAUAUAAAAAACGUAAAAGAAAAACGUGUGACGAGUCUCAUCAAUUUCCUGAAAAUAAUGAAAGAGAAUUUAUGCAUGAAAGAAUUUAUCCUAAAGAAAAACAAAGACAAUUAAUUUCUGGUUUCAUACCGAUCGUUUAUCCUGAACAUUUGCAAAAUUACAAACCGUGUUUUGAUUUACACGAAAGAGAUCGUGAAAAAAUAUCGAAGCAAGAACAAACGAGUGAUAUUGGACCAAUUUUUCAGCAAUAUAAUUCACGAAUUAGUAAAUCUAAACGGGAUGACGAUAAAUCGCGAUAUUAUUAUAAAAAAUAUCGUGAUACUCGUCAACAUGAAGAUGAUCAACAAACUGAUGAUAGUAGACACCAAGAUUAUCGGUAUCAUCCGAAUGAAGAACAUGUUGAAGAAGAAAUUACUACUUGUACAGAAAAUAAAACUAAUUCUACAGAAAGUUUAUCACCAACUAUGAAAAGAUGCAAACGUGACGAGGAACAUUGUUAUAAACAAAAUAUUUAUCAUGCCGCAACAUCUCCAGAUAAAUUUCAUCCUCCUGUAAUUAGAAAAUAUUUGCCUAUGUAUCAAAGAUCGGAAUUGAUCGAAGAAUUAAAGGAACACGAUAGAAUGAGAUUGAUUAGGGAAAAGGAAGCUAUGAGAUGUGUUACUUCAAAUCCUUUGGAAUGUAGGAAGUUAUCAUUUAUUGCUAAAAUGAAAAAAGAACGAACUUUGAGCGAACCUUUCGUUGAUUGCGAUCGUGGAAAAUCAGUGAAUUACCCUGUAAUCAAAAAUGAAAAACUUCCUUAUCAAGAAACUAAAGCAUUUAAGGAAGUGACAAAAGAAUUUCGUAAACGAACUUUAUCUACGAAAAAAGAUGAAACUGUACCUUUAAUUUCACAAUCAAAAAAUGCAGAUAAAUCUAAAGAAGUCAAACAAUUGUUUCCACCAAAUGAAAAGAAUCUAAAAUCAUCUAACUUUGUUUCUGAUAUCACUCACAGAAUAGUCAAUGCAUUUAAACCAAUGCAUCAUCAUACAAAAUGUGUUAGAAAAAGUCCCGAAAUUCAUGAAAUGUCAUCGAAUGUUUACGAGCCACAAUGUAGAAGACAUUUAUCUGACGUUUCAUCUUCAUCAGAUGAUACAACAGAUAACAAUGAUUGGUAA